GCCCUGCAGCUGGGGACAGUGCUGGUGGGAUCCCCCACGCAGGACGGGACCAUCUCCAUCCUCACCACCUCGGCGGAGGCGGACGAGCCCCACAGGGUGCAGUUCCCAGCUCCCUGCCACAGCAGCCCUCUGAGCCCAGGGCAGCCUCGCUGGGCCAACUACGUCAAGGGCGUCAUCCAGCACUACCGGGGUGGUCCUGUGCCGGGCUUCAGCGCCGUGAUAGCCAGUGACAUCCCCCUGGGCGGGGGCCUCUCCAGCUCGGCUGCUCUGGAGGUGGCUACUUACACCUUCCUCCAGCAGCUCUGCCCUGAUGACGGCGACUUGGUAGCCAAGGCGCUGGCCUGCCAGGAAGCAGAGCACACGUUUGCCAGCAUGCCCUGCGGGAUCAUGGACCAGUUCAUCUCCGUGAUGGGCAAGGAAGGCCACGCGCUGCUUGUUGACUGCAGGUCCCUGGAGACCGUCCUCGUCCCGCUGACCGACGCCAGCUUG
Merops nubicus (carmine bee-eater) is the source of this 489-nucleotide messenger RNA. It is a transcript of the gene GALK1, whose product is annotated as galactokinase 1. Gene Ontology annotation, molecular function: galactokinase activity; ATP binding. Gene Ontology annotation, biological process: carbohydrate phosphorylation; galactose metabolic process. The record is from RefSeq and is a predicted model, not a curated record. Gene Ontology annotation, cellular component: cytosol. The annotation marks the transcript as partial. The transcript is spliced from 4 exons. Lineage: Eukaryota; Metazoa; Chordata; Aves; Coraciiformes; Meropidae.